This is a messenger RNA of Eruca vesicaria subsp. sativa (arugula), 885 nucleotides long. The record is from the annotation of a GenBank genome assembly. NCBI's taxonomy places the organism in Eukaryota, Viridiplantae, Streptophyta, Magnoliopsida, Brassicales, Brassicaceae.
AUGAAGGCAACAAAUCCACAACAGGUCAUCUUCGAGCUAAAGAAGAAAGUCGUCACUACCUUAAACAAGCUCGCUGAUAGAGAUACACACCAGAGAAGAGUCGACGAGCUCGAGAACACAGUCGAGCAUCUCGCACCAGACAAGAUCUCUUGCUUCCUCUCAUGUAAACUCGAUACUGACUCUGAGCAGAAGAGCGCCGUUCGCAAAGAGUGUAUCAGGUUAAUCGCUACUUUUGCUAGUUUUCAUGAAAGACUUGUUGCUCCGUAUCCCGCUAAGAUGGUCUCUAGUGUAGUUAAACGGCUCAAGGAUAAGGAUUCUGUUGUGAGAGACGCGUAUAUUGAAACUAUGGAUGUUUUGGCUUCCAAGAUGAGCUGCUACGAAGACGAGAGCUAUGGUGUUUUUGUUUCAUUGGUGAAGCCUCUUUUUGAAGCUAUUGGUGAUCAGAAUAAAGUUAUUGAUAGUAGUCCUGAAGCUCCUGUUGCGAUUAUACAACGCAUGCUUACUAAAACUGUGAAGCUGCUUAAUAGCCCGCAUUUCAUUGCGAAACCUGCGGUUAUUGAGCUUAAUAGAAGUAUCAUCCUGGCUGGUGGGGCAACAACGAAGAGUGUGCUUAUCUCAGCGAUGAGUAGCUUUCAAGAUGCGCUUAAAAACAAAGACUGGACAACUCGUAAGGCAGCCUAUGUAGCACUUAUGGAAAUAGCUGCAACUGGUGAAACCGGUGAGGGACUCAAUUCUCCUUGCCUUACAAUAUCCCUGGUUCUGAUAGUCAAGAGCCAUCCGAAACUGUAUCCUCCGUAAGAGAAAGUUAUAAUGGAACUCGAGGGGAUGGUGAUCUUUUCAGCACUAGUGACUCUAAAUCGAAGGAUGUAACAUCUAACAAAUAUG